Nicotiana attenuata is the source of this 1212-nucleotide messenger RNA. Its product is annotated as WD repeat-containing protein VIP3-like. Lineage: Eukaryota; Viridiplantae; Streptophyta; Magnoliopsida; Solanales; Solanaceae. Bases 92 to 1066 code for a protein of 324 amino acids. The transcript is spliced from 2 exons. Gene Ontology annotation, molecular function: protein binding. Gene Ontology annotation, cellular component: Cdc73/Paf1 complex. The record is from RefSeq and is a predicted model, not a curated record.
GCCAAAAAAUACACAUAAAAUUCAACCGUCUCCUUCUCUGUUUGCGAAAUUCCUAGGGUUUUAACAUUUUAACCAAAAGCCAAAAAUCACCAUGAAAUUAGCUCCACUAGACAGUAUACAAAACGCACACGACGACUCCAUUUGGACGGCGUCAUGGAUUCCGUCGACGGAGGAAUCGCCGGCGCUACUUCUCACCGGAGGUCUUGACGAAACCGUGAGGCUCUGGGAUCCGAAAAACCUCACUUGUAUUCAAACUUUCACCGGUCACUGCCUCGGCGUCGUAUCUGUUACAUCUCAUCCUACUCGGAGAAUUGCGGCAUCGGCUUCUAUAGAUAGCUUUAUUAGAGUGUUUGAGGUUGAUACUAAUGAGACCAUUGCUACUCUCGAAGCUCCUCCUUCCGAAGUCUGGCAAUUGCAGUUUAGUCCCAAUGGUAGCACUCUGGCAGCAGCUGGUGGUGGUAGUUCAUCGGUCAAGCUAUGGGAUACUACUCAGUGGCAACUUAUUACCACAUUGUCAAUUCCUCGUCAAGGAGCCGCCCCACAACCAUCUGAGAAAAGCAGCAACAAGAAAUUUGUCCUUUCAGUUGCAUGGAAUCCUGAUGGUAGACUUCUUGCUUGUGGUUCAGUUGACGGGACUAUCUCUGUUUUCGACGUAGCACGUGCCAAAUUCCUUCACUUCUUAGAAGGCCAUAGCAUGCCUGUGCGAUCUCUCGUGUUUUCACCUUCGCUUCAUGAUUCAAGGAUACUCUUCUCAGCAUCAGAUGAUGGUCAUGUACAUGUAUAUGAUGCUGAGGGUAAAACCUUGCUAACAUCUUUGUCGGGUCAUUCAAGUUGGGUUCUGAGUGUUGAUGUCUCCCCAGACGGGGCAGCAAUUGCAACAGGAUCAAGUGACAAGACGGUUAGGCUGUGGGAUCUUAAAAUGAGAGCGGCUACACAGACUUUGACCAACCAUACAGAUCAGGUUUGGGCUGUGGCUUUUGGACCAACAUCAAGGACUGAUGUUCGGUCUUGUAUGCUUGCAAGUGUCUCUGAUGACAAGAGUUUAUCGUUCUAUCAGUACUCUUGAUUGUGGUGCGCUAAUUAUCUAUUUCAUGCUUGUAUGUCCGUAGGAUGUAAUGAUGUAUCAAGAAAAUCUUUGGCUUCUUUUUUGUGGCAUGCUAUCAUCUUUGAAGAAAAUAUACUGAAUUAGAAGCUCAAUUUUCCUCCUUUUUA